Penicillium salamii is the source of this 1557-nucleotide messenger RNA. The record is from the annotation of a GenBank genome assembly. NCBI's taxonomy places the organism in Eukaryota, Fungi, Ascomycota, Eurotiomycetes, Eurotiales, Aspergillaceae.
AUGGAACCCAGUUUUACAUCCGAGGCAUUGCCUAUCAAGGUGAUCAUCACCACAUCACUCAAGACUGGUAUGCCUAUUGAAAUUGCUAACCGUAUCACAGAGGACUAUGACGCGGGAGGGGCCACUGGAACUGGACAAUCUACCGACGUGCGCUACAAAGAUCCUCUGGCCGAUGGCUCUGCCUGCGAGCGUGACAUUCCAUAUCUUUUGAAGCUGCGGACAAAUGUCAUUCGUACCUAUGCUGUGGACCCAAAAAGGAACCAUGAUGACUGCAUGGGAAAAUUGGCCGAUGCAGGCAUCUAUGUGAUUGCUGAUCUCGCAUCUCCUGAGGUCUCCAUCGUGUCCGAUUCGCCCGCCUGGACGAUUGAUCAGUACAACCGGUACACCUCUGUCAUCGAUGCAUUUCACCAGUAUGACAAUGUCAUUGGGUUCUUCGCUGGCAACGAGGUUGUAAACCACAAGAACCAGACGAUGGCAGCGGCCUUUGUGAAAGCCGCAACCCGGGAUAUGAAAGCUUAUGUCAAGGCUAAAGCGUACCGAACCUCGUUGGCUUUUGGCUACGCCACCACGGACUCUCCUGAUUUCCGAACGGAGCUUUCUGACUAUCUCAGCUGCGGGGAUCGGUCGACUGCUAUCGACUUCUUUGGCUACAAUAUCUACGAGUGGUGUGGCGACAAUACCUUCGAGGCUUCUGGAUACAAGAACCGCACGCAGGAUUACAAAGACUACUCCAUUCCGGUGUUCUUCUCAGAAUAUGGAUGCAACACGGUCAAGCCUCGCAAGUUCAGUGAUGUCCCUGUGUUAUUUGGCUCUGACAUGGACGAUGUAUGGAGUGGAGGUAUUGUCUACAUGUACUUCCAAAGUACCAACGACUAUGGGCUUGUGUCAGUCGACGGGAGCUCUGUCUCUACCGAAGCUGGUUUCAGCUACUACUCCCAGGCAAUAGAAAGCGCCACUCCUUCGGGGAUCAACGGUGGUAGUUACUCUCCCACCAACUCUCCCCGCGCUUGUCCUACUGUCGACAACAAAUGGAAAGCUGCUGCCAGCCCUCUUCCUCCUUCCCCGAACCAAGACCUGUGCGAUUGCAUGAUCAGUAGUCUAUCUUGUGUGGUGGCAGAGUCUGUUCAUAUUAACCAAUAUGGCGCCUUGUUUGGCACAGUGUGUGGAAACGAUCAAGGCGCCUGCGAAGGAAUCGUGAACAAUGCAUCCUCUGGGAGUUUUGGUUCUUUCGCUGCCUGUGCAAGCAAGGAUCAGCUCUCCUACGCUUUCAAUCGCUAUUAUCAGAACGAAAAGCAAAACAAGCAGGCGUGCGAUUUCAGUGGAGCUGCCACUCUCCAGUCGGCGAAGGACCCUACUGGAAGCUGCAAGUCACUUUUGAGUCAGGCUGGUGCAUCUGGAACGGCCCAAGUCACUGGGGGCGGAGGAGCCGCAGCCACUACAUCGAAGGGGGUGGCUGUUUCCAGGCACACCCCGCCAACGAUUGGCUGGGGCCAUUUCGCUGCUGUGGUUUACGCUCUUGCCGCAAUAAUAGCCUGGGUCUUUAUGAUUUGGCUUUAG